UUUUACUCAAGCAGUUCUUUUCCCUAACUUCACUUGAAUAAAAUAUGAUUAUUGUUUUAUUUUUUAAUUUCCUCGUUCAGAACUAAUAUUCCGCUGAGAAAUCAAAGAAAAAAUAUCUCUUAUCAUGAAAAUAAAAGGGGAAUACCAUUGUAAUUUUGAAAAAAAGAUGGCAAUGCAGGCAUUAAUUUAAAGACAAACUUAAUCAUAAAAAAAACCCAAAAACCUCAUCUUUAAAGUACAAGUAUUAUUUGAGGUAAUUUGCAUCAUUAUAUAAAAUAUUUGUUCAUGCUCUUUUUUUAGGGUUUUUGGUCCAUUACCAAUUUAUACUCAAUUCCACUUCUACAACUCCUACAUAAAUCAAGGGUCACAUAAAUCAUUAUUGCAAAUAAAUUUCAAAUCUCAGCCCACAUGUUGAAUGAUUUUAGAAUUUUACACAUCAGCCCAUCAUAAAAUAUCUAUCAAAGGAUGUCCUGAGAUUAGCCACGCUUUUCUGGAUGGUUAUGUAAAAUAGCAACUUCUGGGGAUUAAAUUUUCCCUUUGAAAUCAGUAAACAACUUACUAACAAUCGAAUAAAAUUCAUAACUUUGGCCAUAAAUCAAAGUGAUUAAAUUUUUGUUACAAUUAUUAUUCUGUAGUCAAUAUUGUAUUAAACCUGCCUUUCAAUAAAAGGUCGUGAAAAAUUGAAAAGAACAUCAUUUGGUUAAGGUAUUGAUGAAAGGUUGUUGAUCGUAAGGCGGUAUUGUGUCUAAAUGAGAGGAAAAUGAUAUCGUUUACAUUUUAGAAGCUGAUCAGUGACAUUCUGCAUGCAUAUUGAAGUAUUAUGGAAAAUGUGCAUUUAAUUUAUUUGAAGUUAAAAUGCCAGCAUGAAUACAUUUAAAUUACAUGACUGAUUUUUAAAAUCAAGUGAUCAUACUGCUACAAGAUGUUUGAUAAAUUCUGGACGACUUAUUUUAUUACUUUUAUUCUGUUUGUCUUUAUAAGUAAAAAUGAUGGAUUGAAAAGUGAUUCAGCAAAAUGUUUUGUCAAACUGAACAAUUUCACUUAUGAAAUAAACAUCUUAGAGAAGCAUGGUUCAGCCCAAAAACAAAAACAAAAUAGAAAUAUUGAAGAAUGGAGUUCAAAUGAAAAUGAACAAAAGACUUUGAACUCAAAAACUUAUCAUUCAAGAUAUAAAAGAUCAACAACUGCUGGUGAACCUCAGGUUUUAGAUCUUGAAGUCAGCAGACUUAAGAGAAAAAUUGGCAGACUAGAGAAAAAACUGUCAGAAUCUAUGGAUGACCUUUCAAAAGAAGUAACAAAAGGUUUUAGAAGAAUGGAAGAAAAAAUCAGAGACAUUGGUACACCAAGUCAUACUAAACGUGAAGUCAGAUAUUUAUCAUCUCAAACCCCAUGUCCACAAGACUUUAAACUCAUUGAUGUAGGGAAGCUACAAUCCUGUUAUUUAUUGUCUAAUUUCAAAACAACUUGGUAUGAAGCUAAUGAGUAUUGUACAGCUCUUGGCAGUGACCUUGUUGCAUUGGAAUCAAUCCAGGAACAUUAUGUACUGACGUACAUUAUCAAAAAUCAUCAAGACCACAGUAAGGUAGAAGGAUGGUGGACAAGUGGUAUGUUUGUAUCUAAGACCAAACAGUGGAUGUGGGCUACAGACAUUACUAUAAACAAACCCUUCACAUUCAUCAGAUGGGCUUCAAACCAACCAGAUGAUGAUUCAUCCAACUGUGUGUAUCUCAGACGAGAUGACGACCAACUGUGGAAUGAUGAACUCUGUACUUCAAAGUUUAACUUUGUCUGUGAAACAUGCUUUGGGUGUCACAGACAUAAUGGCUAUUGAGCAAAAGUUUUUUGUUUCAAUUGCUGUUUUCCAAUUUCAUAUGAAACCAUGUGAAAGACAGCAAUAUUUUGAAAGCUCUAUAAGCAGUCAAUAGUCAGAGCUAUUUGAAUUGAAAUUUCACAGACGGAGAAUGAAUUAGAAUAAGAAUUAAUUUAAUGUUGUUAACUUAUUUUCAAUAAACUGUUUAUUUUGUCUU
Molecule: messenger RNA, 2027 nt
Organism: Mytilus californianus (California mussel)
Lineage: Eukaryota; Metazoa; Mollusca; Bivalvia; Mytilida; Mytilidae
Product: asialoglycoprotein receptor 1-like
Exons: 2
Coding region: 923-1831 (302 amino acids)
Molecular function (GO): signaling receptor activity
Source: RefSeq, a predicted model, not a curated record